UGUGACAGUCACUGGUAAAUUGAACAUGGCUUCUGCCAGGAAGAAACAAGAUGAAAAACACCUUAAAAUUUUACGUGAGCUUGUUUCUCUACCUUCGAAUAAGGAGUGCUUCGACUGUCAUCAGAGAGGUCCAACUUAUGUCAACAUGACAAUCGGAUCUUUCGUUUGUACAUCUUGUUCAGGAAUGCUGCGCGGCCUGACGCCCCCCCACCGCGUCAAGUCCAUCUCCAUGGCGACCUUCAGCCCGGAGGAAAUAGAACUGAUAAGGGCCCGAGGCAACGAGUACUGCCGGCGGACGUGGCUCGGCCUGUACGACGCCAACACGUCCGACACCAAAGACGAGCAGCAGGUCAAGGCCUUCAUGGUCGCCAAGUACGAGAAGAAGAGGUACUACCUGGAGCCGGCGGCGGCGAGCGAAGGCCCGGCCGGCUUCUCCCCGCCGCCCGCCCAGAGCCGGUCGCGGACGUCGACGCCCACCCCGGCCGCGGCCGCCGCCUUCCCGGAGGUCAGGCCCCUGGCCCACCUGCUGGGGCAGGGCGUCAGGCCCCUCGCCUUCGCCGCGCAGGCCCCGAGUGACCCUGCGAACAUGUUCACGCCGGAUAAAUCUCCGUCUGAGUUCACCGCGGACUUCGGCAGGCCGGACCCGUUCACGCCGUCCCCGCAGUUGACGUCCGGCUCGUCUGAGGCGUCCUUCGCGGACUUCGACAACAACCCUGUCUUCAGCCAAGCCAACUCACACAUAUUUGGCAAUGUGACCGGUGUGCCCGCCAGGUUUAACACCAACCGAUGGAGCAUGCCGACCGCCGCCGCCCUCGCCAGCAUGUCCCCCUUCGCCAGCCCGGCACGCAGGGCCGCCAGCACGGCGGGCGUGGCGGGCGGGACGCAGCCCCCGGGCCGGCCCACCGCCGAGGACCGCUACGCCGCGCUCAAGGACCUGGACUGCCAGAUGAAGUCCCAGCAGAGCGAGGCACAGCUCAACGACUGGUCCGUCGCUGCGACUACUUCUGGGAACGUGUGGACGAACAACAGCAAUUCCACCCAGGCAGGGUUCGCAGACAGCAGCGUAGCUAAUCCAUUCACAGGUUCACACGCCCUCCGCAGGCGCCCGGCCAUACGGCGCAAGAGGGGAGCGCGAGCCACUCACGAGGCUUGGUGGCUGGAGCCCGCGGCGCCGCCCGGCAGCAGGAACCCCUGGGCCCCGGCGGUGCCCACGAGCCACGCCCCGGACGCCUUUGGGGCCAAUCCGUUCAGAGCGACGAGGAGGACGGACGCUCCCUUCGGCGGGCCGGCGGACGGCUUCCAGGCGUGGGGCGCGGCCGGCCUGAACGGGGUGCCGAACGGCCAGGUCUCCAACGGAGUCGCGCCCGCGGCGUACCACCCCUCGCUGGCGGCCGGCGUGUUCCCGACCAGCCAGUCCAUGACUUUCCCCGCCAAGCCGUGGCAGGCUCACCCGUCGGGGAACCCGUUCGCGCUGGGCGCGUCGCCGGCCCCGGCUGUCCGCUCGAGCAACCCGUUCUUAUGAGAGCCAGGCCUUCGUGGGUGAUCGGCGGGCCAUCUCUCGUGCUUCGUGCGUCCUCGCUGCCAGCCAGCCAGCAAGCUGCGGCCCCACAGAGCGAACCUAACCUCUGCUUUUUUUUUUAUUGGAUUUUAUCACAAUCUCACAUGAGUAAUUGUGUGUACAUUUACUUUCUUUCUUUUUUUUUUUACAUGUAUAAAGUUGAGUUGUACUGUAUCUUCCAGCACGUUAAAUGGAAGCGACUAUCCGUUGUUAGGGCCUUGCUUGCACCAUGACAUGUAUCUUGUAAGGAGCGUAGUUAGCUUAGCCAAAUUUUUGUGCGUGGCACAGGAGAAAGAAAGAAAAAAUCUCAUGCACAUAUUAGAUGAUUUUUUAGGACUAACACCAUUGUGGCAUGUACACAUUUGUUCAGAAUGCCAACUGCAGCUUGCUGAGUUAGUCGUUUUAGUUUCUUGUACUAGUGUACUGCAACAUACGACGGGCAAACCGCUUUUUUUUUUUCCUUCUUUGAAUGCUGUGUACUGGAGUUUUGUUGCCUUCUUGCAAUUAUUUUAAUGUGGACGUCAAUUUGUCGCUUGUGAUUUUAAAAUUCUAAAUAUUGUUUGAACGUUCUUCAGCUGGAAUGUGUCGGCUGUGUUUGUGCACAAAGAUGAGUUCACCUGGAAAGUUGGGGGAUCUCAAGCUCUCUAUUUGUCAUGUCAAGUGCAUCUGUAUUCCUAUUUUCGUAAAGAUAAGACAGUAACAGACUUGUUUUGUUUACGAGCUACAAACGUGAAGUUUUGCAUGCAACGUUAAAGAAGCAUGUCGGCUUAGAAUGAAAACCUGGUAUCUCAUGCACACACUCAUACAUCUGUGUGUGUGUGUGUGUGUGAAUAUAUAAAAAAAAAACACACGUGCUGAUGUAUUUUCUGUGCUCUGGAACGAGGAAGGAACAAAGGUAUGUUGCUAGGCAACCAUGUUGUCAGAAAACCGCAUAUAAUUUGUGAAGCUUGUGAUUUAUGAGAUACGAGGUUUUCGUCCCGAGCGGAAGACGGUUCGGAAAGUCUGUGUGUCGGGGUGCGGCGAGCUAAUUGCGGGCGGUUGACGCACGACGGGGGGGAAAGAAACGGUCCGGCCGUGUCUUAGUGUUAGGAACCAUCCACAGUCUUGUCAGUAGUUGUUUCCGGCGGGAACGGUGGAUGCCAGGUUGACCCUGGCUAGUGACCAUCCCACCUCGCUCCGAGACUGCUCAUAGUGGCCCUUUGCCGAACCUGACCUGCAGCUUUCCGUCUUGAUAGGACAUCAGUCUCGCCCGAAACAAGCACAAGUGUGCGACGAUCACGAAGUGCGUUACAGUGCUGUUUAGUCACGAUAAAUGCACUGAGAGAGAUGUCUCAAAUUUAAAUAUUAGUAGCACUUCCAAAGCACCCUGGUUCUAAUACCAGUCCAUGCUUAAGGCAUCUGUAGACCUGUUUUUUUAAUAUUUGGAUCAAAUUUUAAAAUAAUGUAAAACACUUUUUUCACUCUUCACAGAUGCUCAAUACAAUAAGAUGAAUAAAAGAUAAAAUAUGUAUACGUUGAACCUUAUAAGAAUGGUUCUAAAUGAAUGUAUUAUAAAAAAAAAAACAGGAAAUGAAUUUUCUUAAACCAGAGAAAAUUUUAAGUUGUUUCAAAUUGUUUUGUCUAUCAAGUGAUUAUUUUUGCUGCAGACCGAACUGAUUACCAACCCUUACUUUUAAUUAAUGUUAGUAAAAAUCAGGCACGCAUUAUUAACACUACAGAAAUUCUUGAUUAAAAUAAAAUUCACUUUUAAGACAUUACGAUAUAACAAUAGAAAAAAUUACUGAUACUUUUUUGAAACUUAAGAUAUAGUAAUUUUGCCUGUGUUUGCCAAGUUUAAACCACACCGUUCAAUUUCCAGUGUUUUCCCUGUCUGUGGUACUCUGAUAAUUAGGGACAAGAUAAUACAGUGAAUUGCGAUAAAAACAAAAUAACACCAAAAAACAUGUCAAAAAAACAGCAUAACACCAAAAUCCAUGUUCCUAUACCAUAUUAUAUAACACCGAAAUGCAAGUUAUCUCAGUGAACUUAUUAGUAGCAUUUAACCAAAACUUAAUCCAAAUCAUAAAUUAAAAAAAAAAUUAAAAAAAUUUAAGUCUUAUAUUAAGGAAUGUCAUUAUUUCCAGACAAAAAAAAAUAUAUUAAAAAUUAUUUGACCGUAAAAAUGCAGCAUAUAAAUUUUACCCUGUUUUGGUGGAAUAAUUAUUACAAAGCAGCUGUUAUAUGAAUAAAAGCAAUAACACAGAAAUCUCCUGUUUUAAAAAUGAAAUUAAAGAAAAAAAUAAAACCAUAAAAUAUUUUCUCUACCGAUACGUUUAUGCCCUGGGCUUAGAAAGGCCUAGAUCCGUCCCUGCCUGCAAUGAAAAAAAACUUAAAACAGAGUGAAAUUUUUAGAGCAAAUUUAGAAGGUAAGCAAGUACGUAUUUGCAUUAGUGGUUUUCGUAAUUAACGUUGAGAGCACAGCCAGAGCAACUGUGCUGGAGUCAUGUCACGGCCAGUGUGCGAUCAUGUUGCGUUCGAAUGAACCCAAUACAAGCUGUUACUGUCUCAUUACAUUCGUUUGGCACAGUUGAUGUUUCAAAUGUUUCAGUGUCAAUGUUUCCCCAAAACUAUGUUUGAUAACUGUGCAGUGGUUCUUGAUAAAAUGUGUACAAAGGUCUUAAGAAUUAGGUUGUUUCAUAUUAAUGAUUUAUGUAGGAAUAUGUAUUAUACUUGUAAAUGUUUGUAUUUAUUAUUUAUUCUAGAUUUUAAAAUGUUUUAUUAAUUUUCAUCCAAAGUUGUAGACUUAAUUUUAACUUUUAAGUAAUGCAUUUACCUUGUAGGUACAAUUAUUUUCUUGUUUGGUAUGUGCUCGUCAUCACAACAAGUUUUUUUUACACAACUAAUGGUUCCUUUCAAUUCUAAAUUUGUGAAGAGUUAUGUCAAUGAAGUCUCUGCCACCCAGCGGUGAGCUGUGUUUGCAUUAUUUGCUGUUGAGUAGAUUUAGGAGCGAAUCGCUUGCUUGUUUAGCACCCCUCGGACAAUUGUGAGCUUUCUUGGUUGGCUGCAACCUGCAAGCAGUGUGUCUCAAGGGUUAGUAAACGGAGCUGAUAGCAAAGUUUAUUUUUCCAUGAUUGAUUUGCAAUUGGCCGUUGUUGUUACUGAAAAUAUUUUUAUAACCUUCGUUAGGAAACUGCAGGAGUAGUGUGAUAUGAAGCAGGCUGAAUAGGCAGAGCCAUGCAUUGUAGUUGCAAAUACUGUUCGUGUUAGCCUUAAUUUGAUUGUAGCUGCUAUUUGCGAGGGUGAGUGUUUGUUUUAUUUGAGGUUUAAAAAGAUCGAGCUGUUGUGAUCACUUGAAUUGUGGUGGGUGACAUUUCCUGAGAAACACCACAUGCAUUUGGCCUUAUUUUCUUGUUCGGAUGUCGCUCUUUAAAAGCCUAGCAGUGCAGGUCAAGGAAAGUUUUUGUGGGAAACUGUAAACUUAAAAUGUUUGCGUUUGAUGAUUCUAUAAUUGUCUGUGUACCGUGGAAAAUUAAACUGGAAAAAAAAAAAGUCGGGCAAUACUGUGCCUGCAAAUAUCUAUUGUAAAUCUUCGUGAGAGUUUUUAACUAGUGUAAAAAUUAUGUAUGCUUUGUACAAAGGACUUUAUUGUUGCACAUUUGUUGCAGGCUGUACGUGUAAUACAGUGGAAUCCUCUUUUUUACAUUGCCCUGCAUGUUGCUACAUUUUUUUUCCUUGAUCCCUGUAAGGUAUGAGGAAAAGAAUUGCGCUUUCCCCCCCCCCCCCCCCCCCUCACAUGUCCAGAAACAUGCGGGCGGUGGUAUGGGCCGUGGGCUUCCUCGGCCAGUUUUGCCAACUGCUCUUGCGUCGGGCCACGACUAUUGAAAUGUCGAUCUGAACCUAGUUUAGAACCUACUUAAACGGAUCCAGUCACCCCCUGCAUCCCACACAAAUGGAUCCGGUCAUAAUCCCUUCUCCUCAGGCGUCAUCUGCAGCGGCCCGCCAUUUUUUGUAGCCUGCAGUGCGUCGCCAUCUUGUUUUGGUGGUGGCCGUCGUAGUUCCAGAGCUGGUAGGUAGGUGUCGCUAGUGUCGCAGAUGAAAUUUUAUUUUGUACAAAACGAGUCCCGAACCGGACCCACGCAAGCUCGUCAAGGGCAGAAAACGUGCGCCCUUGGCCGCUUGGCUAGCAGACCAGUUGGAGAGUAAAGAAAUAAACAAGUUAUGUAUGCUUACAAAGUUUGCCUUCAAGCCAAUAGUAGUAGUAGUGACGUUGACAAGGGGAGUGGUGUUUUUAAAAUAUCAAAAAUAGUUUCCCAGAGGGCACCAUCUUCAGUUGUGGGCAUCUUCAAGAGCUAUUAACAACCGAGGACCUUUGGACGGGGCACUUGUGUUCACUGGCACGUACGGCCAUUCACAGAGAGCUGUAGUCGGUCCCUCGGCUCCGUGAUUGGAGCAGAGGCUGGCCAAUAGUGAUCGGUGCAGCACCACUUCCGGGGCGUCCACACAAAUAUGUGAUCAAAUUUGUCUUGCCCGUCCUGACAAAAAAAAAUUAAAAUUUAUUUGAAAAUAUUUAUAAUCAAUAUACCUAUUUUGUGAUUAUCGCUAAUAAAUAGAAGAAAGCCAGCCUCCACCAUCCCCAUAGCUUGCUCGGUUCAAACAGAACCUUGGAUGUGUAAUUUUAUAAGUGUGUAUGACAAUGAACUUGAAUGCAAGCAGAAAAAAAAAAUUUAACAAUAUGCUGACUGGAGCAUGACAUUGUCACCAUUGAAAUAUAAUCGCUGGAGGAUUUUCAACAACUUUUCCUGGCCAAUAUCAGCUUCCCUGAUGGUUCCCUGACUUCCCAGGAAUCGGACACCCUAACUGUCCGUGGAGGGGGAAACGGGGGGGGGGGGGUCAUGUGCCUCCCACAAAGGAAGUCUGAUUUUGAUUCAUAGCGGGUUCAGUUUUGAAUUUCUCGCACGUGGGAGUGGUGGGGUCAUUGUAACACUCCAGUAGGUUUUCUUGAGGUGCUCCCGUUCCAUUGUCCCUUGCGUUCAGUGAGUAAGGACAAGAUUAUGUUGUUAAUUGCGAUGAAAUUAAAUACCACAGCAAAGCGUGUCAAUGCAAUAUAUAACACUCAAGUGCGAGUUAAUACACUGUAUAGAGCUGAAAUGUAGUUAAAAACAUGAAAUAAUCAGUAGUUUGACAAAAAUUAACUCAAAUUAAAAAGAAAAAAACUUUUAUGAUAAAUUCAUUAAAUGUAAUUUAUGUAAAAUGGAUUUUUUAACGAGAAUGGAUGAUCUAAAUUUAUUGGGAAGAUAAUGUCAUGUGUUUGAAUUACAAAAAAAAAAUUGUUGAUUUUUUUUAUGGUCCAUUCCGUUAUAGAGAUACUUUUUAUAACAAAAUUACUAUAUAUGUGCACCAAGUGUCAAUCAAAAUAAGACUAGUUUGGUGAAUUAAGUGUUAAGAAAUAUUUUAGUUUCAAAAUUGUUCAAUAAUAAAUUUUUUUAAAACUGAAUUAAUGACGAUAUAUAAAAAUUAAUGGAAUAACACCAAAAUCUCUUGUUUUAAAAAAAUGAAUUUGUCAUAAAAAUAAAAACCGAUAAAAAUCUUGUCUCUACCAGUGAGCUGCGUGUGGACAAAGCGUUGAGUCCAGUUAAUUUGUUGGUCCUCGACUGCCGUGGCUGGUUCGUGGAUGGUGAUCGCUCUUGUUUGUGGCAGAACACUAUCGCUUAAACCAUUCCCAUCUUUGUGAAUUGAAUGGGGUGUUAUUUUAACAGCACGGAAGCAGAUGAAGAGGUGACAAGUGUGUCUUCAAGUCUUGGGACUGGUCGCGAAAGUUCUGAAAAAGUCCCGAAAUAAACAGUAACAGUGCCCUUUACUAAUUGUGUUCUGUUUUUUGACGCCUCACUUCAGUUUGCUGUCGCAGAUUAAAACAAUAAGUUGGAGAGACCGUUUAGAUCACGUGGAAAAAUAUCUCUGAAACUUUUUUUUUUUUUCAUCUUUCUGACCUAAAACAGAGCUCGGGGAAGUUCCUGUAAAUGGUAUGUCUAUUUCUUAAAAUGUUUAUUCUCGCCUACUAUAUGUAAAAAUAAUCCUGUGAUUAAAAGAAUAGGAAUAUUUUAUUGAAAGGUGAUGAAGGCACUCGGGGUAGGGACGUGGUCACAUGGUCACGGCCGAUGCAGCCAGGUUCGUAGGUCGCUUAUAAGGGGGGGUGCACCUGUUUGUGUCGAAAUGGUGCGUCUCGUCAACAACGACGCACGGCCUGUUUCUGUCGUGGCUUCUGCGAGGAUCGUCCCAGAGGUAUCGGAAGCCACGCUGAAUUCAGAUCAGGAAGAAUGGGGCGCUUGAUAUCAGAACACCGGUUACCAAUAGUCCAGUUACAAGGAAUACACGACCAAUUAUUUGUGCUAAUUUUCAAACAUCUAGUAAAAUGAUAUAGAACCAAAAAAAAAAAAGUAACAAAAAUCAAACCACCAAGAAUUUAAAAAUAAUUUUUCGUCUUGCUUCGAAUAUUAUUUUUUUAUCUCGAAUGAAACCUAAAUUAACGUGUUUUUAUCUGACUGGCCCUGUUUUACAUACACAGUGUUCCAAUGACUGAGUAGACACCCUGGAAAGUCACUUAAUCUCCCCCCCGAAAAAUAAGAAAAAUAAUAAUCUCCGAUAACAUCACAAAAGACCAAACUUAUAGUCGAGGAUAUGAAGUUCAGCUUGUGUUGUGCGCAGGCUUGGGAAACAAUGCCAGUUUCCAGAAACUGUGGCACAGACUUGCCACGUGCCCUUGCUUCAGUUUAUUUGCUGUCUCAAGAAAGGCAUUGAAAGAUUAAGAAAAGCUUGCAUAUUUGAAUCUGCUCAAUGUAUUGGUGCGAAUUAUCUUUACUGAAUAUUAUGUUGUUUUUUUUAUAUAUAUAGAAAUGCUUUAUGAAAUUGGCUUGUGCCGAAAAUGAAAGGUAAUAUAUGUACCAUCAGCGGUUCAUCCUUUCCCAUCCUCCUUCAUGCAAUGGUGACAUAACUACUGUGGCUAGAUGACUCCGUGCAACAGUUACACAAUCACCAUCAUAUAAUGUGACUUUUCAUAUUUUAAAAAGUAAUAGCUAGAGACCGGAAAAAUUUGCGGGUUCAAUGACAUCCAGGAUAGACUCCCAUAUCCUCUACACACUCGGGAAAAUGCCAACUGUUCAUUGGCUGCUGACUUGUGAGUCGUCUCGACUAGGUGGCCUGUAAUUCGACACUUCUAUGAGUGAGGGGGUCUAGUUGGACCUCAGUCCUCCAGAUUAACAGUGAACCAAAGACAGAAGAAGAAGCACUAAGGUAUAAUUAUUUGAAUUUUAGCAUAACACAAAAUGAACCCGUGAAUUUUUCAGGUCUCUAGUAAUAGCUUUAGACUCUCCAAACUUCAUAAAAUUCUCUAAAAUGUAUUACGGAAAAUUAUCGUAGUUAAAAAAAAGUGUGAAGGAAAAAAAAUGUAUUUUGAAGAUGCAUUGUGAUUACAGCGUCGUCACACUUUCCACUAUGGACGAGAGAUGAAUUGAAUUAACGGUUUUCCAGUGUUUAGCUGUACCUGUGUUGCCUGAUGUACAAAAACAAACCUGGCCGUAAACAGAAUCUAUCAUUGAAAACUAAAUAAAAAAUUGUGAACAGAAUAAAAUUAAUUUUAUUUUGUGUGUUAAAAAUGUAUCGCCAGUUUUUUGAAAUAAUUUACAUAAAAUAUUCACAGUGCAUUGUUGGUUUGUGGCCUUUCUGCAGUAAGUGUGUUUCUGUGAUAUUGAACAGCUGUUGAAGAUCUGUCCUGAUUUGGAGGGUUGUUGCGUUUGUACGUAGUGCCACUUCACAACGCCGAGAAUGUGUUGAUGUUAUGAGUGAUGCCAACAGAAACUAUUGGGAGACGAGCGUCUGUUACCAUUGGGCAAGUUUGCUAUUGGCUCGCUGACAGUCUCGUCAGCUCAGCUAGUGUUGAUUACAUGAGGCGCGUGAUCAUUUACUUUGGUUACAUCUUAACUCAACAGUAAUAUUGAUGUCCAUUUUUUUCUACUAACGGAGCUCAAUGUCAAUAAUAUUAAUUUUUUUUAGUAGUUAUGGGUUGAAUCUGAAUGUAGAUCUCCGGUGUCAGAAAUAAAUCAUAUGCGUGAAGACAAAAAAAAAUCACAAAAAUUUCAGGUUUGAAGAAACUUUUUACCCAUUAAAUGUUUAUUUUUUAAAGUUAAAAAAUGAUAUGUGUGGGUUACAAACAGUUACUUUUAGAGGCUAAAACAUUCCAAGAAAACCUUUUUAUGGAGAUACUAACAUUUCUCUGACCGCUUAUUAAGAUGUAAAUAAUGUAGUUCUUUUUGACUGCACAAGGGUAUGUGUUUGGAUUUCUGAAUUUCCCGUCCUCGAAUAUUCUUUUUUCUUUUAACAUUUUUCCUUGAAUAUCAAAUUGUUUGAAUACUAACAGGGUUUCUACACACAGCAAAAACUCAGGGAAUUGAAAAGUUGUCUUCAAAACCUGGAAAACACAGGGAAAUGGUCAGUAUUUAAAUACAAAACGGUAGCGUAUCAGUAAUAUCAUCUCUUAAAAAAACAUGUAUUUUAAUCAUAAAUUCAUGUGCUGUUAGUAAUCCAUGUCUUGUUUUUGCUGGUAUUAUUAAACACAAGGGAAAGAAGCAACUGAGUAAUAAUUUGUAGCCGAAUCAAAUAUAUGCAUUAUUAUUUUUUUGAGACUUUCAGUGUGGGCUAUGUAGUGUUGUUAGAAAUAACGAUGCAAACUGUAUAACGUGCAGGAAAGCUUUUAUGGAGAAUUUUGCAGGUUACAUGUGUUUGCUUAACUUUUUUAUUAGAGUAAUUUGUAGAGACAUGCAAAAUUCGCGGAUUCAUUUCGCGAUAGGCUAGCAUCAAAACAACUAUACCUUUGUACCACAUUUUAUCCGGGGAACUGUGAGCCAAUGAGAAACACUAAACCAAGAAAGUGCCGAAUUACGGACAGCCUAGUUGAGACGUCUCAUGCGUCAGUAGCCAAUGAACAGGUAUCAUUUCCGCGAGUAUUUAAAGGACUGUGGAGUCUAUCCUAGAGGUCAAUGAAUCUGCGAAUAUUGCAGGUCUCUAGUAAUUUGUAAUGUAUUAAAUCUGUUAUUUUGCCUGAUAUACUUAUGAGAAAGGGGAAAAGCAAAAACUCUGAAGUAAGACUGGGAAACAUGACUAAAGAUUUUAUGAUAUUUGAAGAUUUGAUUGGCACAUUCUUAGUUUUUUAAAAGUAAUUCAUUUUUCAGGCUUGUGGCAAGUGUUAGCCAGUCAGGCUGUCACACUGAAGUAGCUGCUAGUAAACUCGCCCAAUGGCUUAAAUGAGUGUGUUCAAGAGGGGGUAUAGGUGAAGUUUAAAUUAUAUGUAAUCAGUAGAGACCUGCGCAAAAUUCGCGGAUUCAUUUCGUGAUAUGCUACAAUUCAUAUAAUUAUACCUUAGCGCUGCUUCUACCACUGGUUCACUGUUAAUCUGGAUUAAUGAGGGCCAAUUAGAGACCCUCGCUCAAAGUGUCGAAUCACAGACACUCAGUCGAGACGACUCACAAGUCAGCAGCCAAUGAACAGGUGGCAUUUGCCCGAGUGUUUAGAGUGUAGUAGAGUCUAUCCUGGAGGUAUUUGAACCAGCGAAUUUUGCAGGUCUCUAUUAAUCAGUCCAAAAAUUCGUAACAUUUGUUGAAAAUGAGAGAGUAUUUAUGUGCAUAAAAUGUGUUGCAUGUAUUUUGUCAGUAAACGUCCCCCUUGGUGAAUAACAAAUGUUUUAAAUGCUGGUUCUAUACAGGUAUUCAAAAUUUUGAAUGUCAAAAUGAAUUAUUUAUAUUUGAUUCCUUUUUAAGAGUUUAAAUUUCUAAACCAUAGAUAUUCACGUGUAGUUCAAGUGCAGUGAAGUUCUUGCAUAAUCCCUCGUGUAACCAUCAACAUUUAGGUUAAAAGUCAUUGCUGUUGAAAAUAAAUGAGUAUGUACAUGGUUCACAUACAUCAAGAGUUUAAUUCAACAUAAACAUAGUGGACAGCUGAAUGACAUAAGUUCAUACUACAAAUCUCGUAAUUUUUUUAAAAGUUAAAGAUAAGUAAUGUUUGCAGUGACUAAAAAAAAAUCAUAAACAUACUCAGUUUUAGUAUUUUUUAAUCUUUUAUGAGAAAUAUUUUUUUGUUGCCAAUGUACAAACCCAUGUAUAUGUUUUCGUUAAAAUGUGACUAUCAAGCCGCCAUCAAAAUAUAUUAAAAUAAAAUUGGUUUCUAAAUCCUGUCAUUCCAUUAGAUACCUGUUUACAAAGAAGUUGAACUGUAAAACUGAUAACUGCACAACCUAGUUAAAUGCAUUAGUUCUCGUAUGUAUUAGCUGUGUUAACAUAAUCUUUUCAGUUAAGCUCAAAUAUGUGGUUCAGAGAAAAUCUCACAAUUAGGGAUCUUAUGUGUUAUAUGUUCAAGUAACGCAAUUUAUUGUUGUUAAUACGCACACAAUUUUCAACGUGUUUACUGAUUUGAGUUUCAAGAUAAAAAAAAAAAAAUCUUACAAUUUCAAAACGGAAUGUGUGACAGGCCGCGUCUCAGAUCUUUCUUGUGUUCAAAAAUAUUAAGACCCUCCAUCUUGGCAUUUUUUUUUAAAGUUUUUUUUUUAAAUAGUUGAUAAAAAAACUACAGUUGAUGGUAAAUACUGUAAAUUAUCGUUCAAAUUUUGUCACUUAGUAAUAAUAAAAGAAUUUUAAUUGAACUGUUACUGGAAAUGUACAAUUGGAAGUGAGAAGUCUACAAGUACUCGGAAGUGAGUUUUCACUGUGUGUGUUUAGACACACGCCUCUCACUUGCUUAUUUAGUUUUGUAUCGCACGGCCGAGUUGCACGGGUGUGUGUGUUCGCAAACGCAAUCACAUUCACCAGUAGGUCUCGAGUGAAGGCAGGCGUGAUCACGCCUCUCGUGUUCCGACGGGUGCGAUUGCGUGCCGUGUUGCGACGUUAAAAAGAGUCCGUGCUGUGGGAUUUGUGGCCAGCUUUUAGCUUUCUCCGUCCAUGAAACUGGAUGUGCCCGAACCUGGCUGUGCGGACGUGAACAAGUCGUAUUCUGCGCGAGUGUUAGCAAGCUUGCCUUGUCUCACAAAAAAAAAAUUAUUUUAUACACAUUAAAAAAAAUUUCUGAGUAUUUGGAUAUUUGUAGCUUGUCAAACUAACAUUAUGAUUAAUAAAACGUGCUCAUCUUUGCCUGGAAUCAAAUAUUAUUUGUAGACAUUGUUGUAGCCAUGUCAACAUUUCUGUGAUAUUAAUUUUACCUGCAAGUACUACUAUGUAAUGAAUAAAAGUGUAUUCCUUACUUGUGUUUAUGACUGUAUUGUUAAAUCUUAUUGAACCUUCUUAAUGUGCUUGCUUCGAAGGCGGUUUGCAAAGUAAUAAUCAUUAUAACACAGCAAAUACGAAGUAUGUUAAUUUUUGAAACUGUUUUUUUUGUAAAACUUAAAAUAACUUUAAAGAUAAGUAAAAGUUAUGUGGAAGUAUUAUGAUACACUGAAUGUUAAUGACAACCAACAUGAAAACUAUAUGGCAGAAAAUUUUGCAUGCAUUUAUAAUAUGGAGUACAAAUGAAAUUAUUUGCAGAUACUAAACUGAAUCAAAAUGUGUAUUUUUUAUUGAAAAUUUUUCAGUGUGAAUAAUGUUAAAGUUGCAUUAAUUAUAUAUUUUAAAUAAAGCCUCGAUUUCUUUAUGUGAGGAAUUGACCGCUGUCAUUUAUUGGUUACUGAAAAACCUGUAAAUUAAUGAAAGCUGAAUAAAUAAAGUUUUGUUUGUACAUAACAGUUUCUCUUACCU
This is a messenger RNA of Bacillus rossius redtenbacheri, 13305 nucleotides long. RefSeq names its product arf-GAP domain and FG repeat-containing protein 1 (gene drongo). Gene Ontology annotation, molecular function: GTPase activator activity. The record is from RefSeq and is a predicted model, not a curated record. Gene Ontology annotation, cellular component: cytoplasm; membrane. Lineage: Eukaryota; Metazoa; Arthropoda; Insecta; Phasmatodea; Bacillidae. Bases 26 to 1522 code for a protein of 498 amino acids. The transcript is spliced from 12 exons.